Trametes versicolor FP-101664 SS1 is the source of this 800-nucleotide messenger RNA. RefSeq names its product L domain-like protein. The record is from RefSeq and is a predicted model, not a curated record. NCBI's taxonomy places the organism in Eukaryota, Fungi, Basidiomycota, Agaricomycetes, Polyporales, Polyporaceae. Gene Ontology annotation, molecular function: protein binding; U2 snRNA binding. Gene Ontology annotation, cellular component: U2 snRNP. The transcript is spliced from 4 exons. The coding region runs from base 1 to 747 and encodes 248 amino acids. Gene Ontology annotation, biological process: mRNA splicing, via spliceosome.
AUGGUCAAGCUCACGCCCGAGCUCAUCGAGACUGUGUCCUCGCAGCUCAACCCCGUCAAGGAGCGGCAGCUCGAUCUCAGAGGCUACACCAUUCCUGCGAUCGAAAAUCUUGGUAUCACCAAGGACCAAAAUGACUGCAUAGACUUCACCGACAACUCCAUCACCGUGCUCGGGAACAUCCCCCUCCUCCGCCGCCUCCGCACAGUCCUGCUCGCGAAUAACCGAAUAUCCUCCAUCUCCGCCUCUCUCCAUCUCUCUGUCCCCAACCUCACUACCCUUGUACUCACGAACAACAACAUCGCUGAGCUCGGCGACCUGGAGCCGCUGAAGGAUGUGAAGUCCCUCCAAUACCUCUCCCUGCUCGGCAACCCUGUUCGCGAGAAGAAGUAUUACCGGGAAUGGCUCGCGUGGCGCAUCCCCAACCUGAGAGUACUGGACUUCCAACGGAUCCGGGAAAAGGAGCGGCAAGCCGGGCGAUCACUCUUCCUGACGGCAGACAACCUGCCAACCCACCUCGCGACAACGAUCUCGCAAACGGUCUCUACACACUCGUCAAAACCGCCCGUUACGACGGACGAGCCGAAGCCUUUGGUGCAGCCCGGGAAGGCAGGCAGGCUUAUGUCCAAGGAGGAGGCGGACAAGGUACGCGAGGCGAUCGCGCGCGCGACGUCCGUGGAGGAGAUCCGAAGGCUGGAGCGGCAGCUCAGGGAGGGCUUCCUCCCAGGCAUGGAUUCUGUCGGUGCAUGACCGCGACCCUGUACGAUGAAUGUAAUACUGGUAUCGAUUCCACUCUUGUUCCC